This is a messenger RNA of Folsomia candida, 2025 nucleotides long. RefSeq names its product UDP-glucuronosyltransferase 2B14. Gene Ontology annotation, molecular function: UDP-glycosyltransferase activity. NCBI's taxonomy places the organism in Eukaryota, Metazoa, Arthropoda, Collembola, Entomobryomorpha, Isotomidae. The record is from RefSeq and is a predicted model, not a curated record. The transcript is spliced from 5 exons. The coding region runs from base 161 to 1789 and encodes 542 amino acids.
CAAUCAGAUCAAUUUUAAUACUUGAUUAACUGGUAUUCACCUUCUCAAAAUCGCACAAACCAUGAUAAAAUUCUAAUAUAUAUAUCUACACACCGGGUCCCACAUGGAGUCAGUCAUCUCAUCAGACAACUAAUCAAUCCCUGGGUAUAAAGUAAUCAGGAUGCAAAGUUUUAGAAAUGGUGUAACUGUGGCGCUGCUAUUGUUCCUUCUUCUUCUCGGAUGGACGCUACCAUUUGGAAAAGUUGAGGGCAGGAACAUCUUGUCUGUCGAGUUUGUCGGAGGCAAAAGUCACGUAAUUACGUAUCUCCCCCUCCUGGAGGAAUUGGCGAGAAGGGGUGAUAAUGUCACCUUAAUCUCCCCAUCCCAAGGGCUCACGAAGGAGGCCAACAUCCACCAAAUUUUUAGCCUCGAUGGGGACGCGAUCCUUAAGGAAAAUCCUGUCGACCCCUUCGCCAUGCUGGAGCGGAACGAGGCCAUCAACUUGGUCUCCAUAUUGGCGCGAAGUGUUCCGAAACGUUGCCGGGAAAUGUAUGACCGCCCCGAAAUCGAGGCCUUGUAUGAGCAAGACUUUGACCUCGUCCUUCUUCAAUACGUCUACAAUGAGUGUGCCCUUGGCUUCGUGGACAAAAUUUUGACUAAAAAUGGGACAAAAUCGACCGCGCCCCCACUCAUCGUCUUCUCCGUGCUUAAUGCGGAUUACAGAAUUUUGAAUUAUGUCGGGGGAAACCACCCCAGCUCAUUCGUGUCGAAUCCCUACCUCGAUUUCAACGAUAAGAUGACCUUCUCGCAAAGGUUGGUGAAUUUUGGGGCGAAUCAUCUACACGAAGCGGUUCGCAGGUUUUACUACCUUCCCGCGAUGGAGGCCGUGUACAAGGAUAAGCUUGGGCGGGAUGCCCCCUCCGUGGCGGAAGUGCUAAGCAAGACGGCCCUGGUUUUGUCAAACGGCCACUUUUCCACGAGUCCACCGAGACCGAACCUCCCAAAUGUGGUGGAAGUUGGGGGAAUGCAUUCGCGAAAGGCGAAACGAUUGCCGAAGGAAAUUGAAAACUUCCUCUCCUCCGGAAACCGUACCGACGACGAUGGUUUCAUCCUCUUUUCACUCGGGACAAAUCUGCUCUCAAGCGCGAUGUCUGUUCAAAAGAAAGCCAUGUUGCUCAACGUAUUUUCCCGUUUGAAGCAAAAAGUGAUUUGGAAGUAUGAAUCCGACGAUAUAGAAAACGUGCCGAAAAACGUUUAUCUCAGCAAAUGGAUUCCCCAACAGGACCUCCUCGGACAUCCGAAAAUUCGUCUUUUUAUCACGCAUUGUGGCGCGGGAGGGAUUGAGGAGGCCAUCUUCCACGGGGUGCCGCUUAUCGGAAUUCCCUUCUUUGGAGACCAACCCCUCAACGCGUUGACCGCCGAGAGGCAGGGUUUCCUCGUCCGACUAGAGUGGAAGGACGUAACGGAAGAAAGGCUUAUCGAGGCGAUAAAUGAAGUCAUCAAUAAUUCAAAGUAUCGUGACAAUGUGAAACGCUUAUCCACCAUUUUCCGUGACCAGAUCGAUAAUCCGCUGGACAGGGCGCUUUUCUGGGUGGAGUAUGUCAUGCGGCAUAAUGGCGCUCCUCACCUUCGGUCAGCGGCACGAAAUCUGUCGCUAAUUCAAUACCACUCACUCGAUGUGAUAGCCGCGUAUGCGGUCAUUAUAUUCGCCUUGUUUUUCCUGCUUUUUGUCAUUGCUAAACAUAGUAUCAGUUUCGUCACAUAUUGGACACAAAGAUGUCCAAAAAUGUACAAAUAUAAAAGCACGUAAUUGUAGAACGUCUUAUUAAAAUAGUAUCUCAACUCAUUUGCUUAUCACACUUGAGAAUGUCGGAUGUCAGACGUGUGAGAGUUUGAUUUCGCAGAUUUAGAAAAUCACUACAAUACCAUAAUUGUACAUAUUUUAAUUAAUUUCUAUGGACUGUCUGUAUACAAUUUCAAUAGCAUUUCUAAAGAGAGGAUGAACCUACGAAAUAAUUUUUACAAAAUAAAAACAUGCCAAAUUGA